UGAAGCAUGUCUGGCGUUGUGAUUCAUGCAAACAAUCUGUGACAAAAGUUGCACCUCAGUUCAAAUUACAUCUACUUAUAAAGGAUGAAACCGGUGAAAAUAAGGUUAUGUUGCUUGAAACUAUUGCUGAACCAAUUGUUGGAGUAAGUGUUGAAGUGCUCUUAGAUGGUUCUCUGGAAGAGGUUGAGGAUCCUGAAGACUUGCAAGAUGUUAUUACUGCUCUUAUUGGGAAAAAUUUUAAGUUUGGUGUGUAUGUUGCUAAAGACAAUGUUGACUAUGGAGCUGAUAUAUUUACCAUUGGAGGAACUUGUUCUGCUAAUGAAAUAAUAUCCCUGUGUGAAGAUGACAACACUCUACUAUCUGAUCAUUCUUCUGGACAGGUUUCUUUGUUAAGCAUUGAAAGUGAAGACACCAAAGGUGCAUCUUCAACUCCAGUCUCCAAACGUUCAGGAAGUUUAAGGGACAGUCAAAUUGAAGACCUUUCUUCUACUUCAAAGAAACAGCGCUUUAAGAACAUCAAGCUGGAAAAGAAUGAUGGGGAGUAGUUAAAGGCUGCGUUUAGUUUUCAGAGUGGACUCUGAAUGUUUUACUCAUUCUCUAUUUCGUUUUUGUUUGCUUCAUUA
Brassica oleracea var. oleracea is the source of this 623-nucleotide messenger RNA. RefSeq lists its product as uncharacterized. NCBI's taxonomy places the organism in Eukaryota, Viridiplantae, Streptophyta, Magnoliopsida, Brassicales, Brassicaceae. The coding region runs from base 108 to 545 and encodes 145 amino acids. The transcript has 4 exons. The record is from RefSeq and is a predicted model, not a curated record.